Molecule: messenger RNA, 3389 nt
Organism: Epinephelus moara (kelp grouper)
Lineage: Eukaryota; Metazoa; Chordata; Actinopteri; Perciformes; Serranidae
Gene: ptpn11b
Product: protein tyrosine phosphatase non-receptor type 11b
Exons: 16
Coding region: 204-1985 (593 amino acids)
Biological process (GO): protein dephosphorylation
Molecular function (GO): protein tyrosine phosphatase activity
Source: RefSeq, a predicted model, not a curated record
UUCUCUCACUGUCUCUGUCUCACUCUAUCUAACCCAGUAACACUUUUAUAAGCACCCCCCCACCACCGCCACAACCACCCUCCGCCUUUCGUCUCUAUAUCUCCCUCGCUCCCUCCCGCCCUCUCUUGUGUAACAGUGCCCAGUGCUGGAUUACUAAACUCUGAGGCUGCUGAAGCAAGGGGCUGUGGCAGGCUUCGACCAGAAUGGUGAGGUGGUUCCACCCCAACAUCACCGGUAUCGACGCAGAGCAGCUCCUGUUGACCCGGGGCGUCCACGGCAGUUUUCUGGCCCGGCCCAGCAAGAGCAAUCCGGGGGAUUUCACCCUCUCUGUCAGGCGCAACGAUGAGGUGACCCACAUUAAGAUCCAGAACUCAGGUGACUACUACGACCUGUACGGAGGCGAGAAGUUCGCCACGCUUGCUGAGCUGGUGCAGUAUUACACCGAACAACAGGACCUGCUGCGUGAGAGGAACGGCCAUGUCAUCGAGCUCAAGUACCCACUCAACUGCAAGGACCCCACCUCUGAGAGGUGGUAUCAUGGGCACCUCUCUGGCCGAGAUGCAGAGAAAUUGCUCACAGAAAAAGGCAAAGCUGGUAGCUUCCUGGUACGGGAGAGCCAGAGUAAACCGGGUGACUUCGUCCUCUCCGUUCUCACCAAUGAGGAGAAACAUGAGAAUGUGGACCGUAAGACCAAGGUCACCCACGUUAUGAUACGCUACCAGCAGGACGGUAAAUACGAUGUGGGAGGCGGUGAGAGGUUCGACACCCUGGCUGACCUGGUGGAUCACUACAAGAAGAACCCCAUGGUGGAGAAGAGUGGAAUUGUAGUGCACCUCAAACAGCCCUUUAACGCCACAAGGAUAAAUGCAGCCAACAUUGAGAACCGGGUACGAGAGCUCAACAAAGUAGCAGACAACUCUGAGAAACCCAAACAAGGAUUCUGGGAAGAAUUUGAGGUACUUCAGCAGCAGGAGUGCAAACUGCUGUAUCCCCGGAAAGAAGGCCAGAAGCCAGAAAACAAGAGUAAAAACAGAUACAAGAAUAUCCUCCCCUUUGACACAACUCGUGUUGAACUCAGGGAAGCAGAUCCAGAUGUUCCUGGUUCAGACUACAUCAAUGCCAACUACAUCAGAAGUGUGAAUGAAGAGGGGCGCCAUGGGGACGAGGGCAAAGUCUUCAUCGCCACCCAAGGGUGCCUACAAAAUACAGUUGUUGACUUCUGGAAGAUGGCUUAUCAGGAGAAUACACAUGUCAUCGUCAUGACCACGAAGGAGAUGGAGCGAGGACGGAAUAAAUGUGUCCGUUACUGGCCUGACCUCCACGCCACUAAGGAGUUUGGGAAGGUGCUGGUAAGGAACGUGGAUGAGCGGCCAGCACAAGACUAUAUCCUGAGGAAGCUGGAGGUGACCCGUCUGGACCGGAAGGAGCCUCUGAGGUACAUCUGGCACUACCAGUACCUGAGCUGGCCGGACCAUGGGGUGCCCAAUGAGCCUGGCGGUGUCCUCUGGUUCCUAGAGGAGGUCAACCGCACCCAGAGUACCAUUCCAGACACUGGACCCAUCGUCGUCCACUGCAGUGCAGGCAUCGGCAGGACGGGCACCAUUAUCGUCAUCGACAUCCUCAUUGACAUUAUUAACCGCCAAGGUCUAGAUUGUGACAUCGACAUCCCUAAGACCAUCCAGAGAGUACGGCAGCAGAGGUCAGGCAUGGUGCAGACAGAGGCCCAGUACAAGUUCAUCUACAUGGCUGUGCAGCAGUACAUAGACACAGCUCAGAAGAGACUGGAGGAGGAGCAGAGGAAUAAGAUGAAGGAGAGGGAAUAUUCCAAUAUCAAAUAUCCCCAGAUGACCAACUCAAGGUCCAAAGCCAGCAUGGCAUCCUCACGCUCUUCUUCUGUGAUGACAAAUGAUGAUUCAUCAAGUGUGUACGAGAACAUAAACUUUAAAAGCCCUCAGACAUCUUUUAGCAGUAACACCAGGAGGUAAAAUCAUCGCUGUUGACCUCCACAUCUCUCUGUCUGCCUCUCUUUUCAGCGGAGGUGUCGCUUCAUCAGCGCCUGAAUAUCCCUUGGAGGAGGAGGGAGUGCGUUGCUCUGACUACACCCCACAGCAGUGGACCCUGCCUGGGCUGAAGGUGGCGAGCUGACCCCCCUUUCCUGCUGCCGUCCUGCUGGACCUCUCUGUCUGGAGUCAAACCUUACCCUCCAUAGAGAGGAUGACUCUACAGCAUAGUGCUCUCGCUCAGGACCUUUGUCACUCCCCUCUCUCCCCUUCUACUGCUCCACCCCCUCCCUCUCUUAACCAACGCAAGUGCCUUGUCACAGAAUGUGUCUGUAAUCUAGCCUCCCCGAAACUGCUGUUACAUCUCCACUGUUACUACUUUCCAAAUCCUGGAAGUUGACGUAAGAAACCACCAGUUUGUCCUUGUGAUGAUGCAUAGUAAACAUGGAGUCCGGCCUGAACUGAACAGAACUGUACGGGACCCAAGAAGAGGUCAAAGCUAAGCUGUUUGUCCUGCUUGUUACCAGAAAUCACUCUGUUCGCUAGCCCUCUUCCUCUGUCUUUGCUGGCUUCCAUUUGAACUAGAAACUUUUGACAGCAUUCUGUCCCUCCAGCUGUGGUUAUUAAUGGUUAUUAACAUGGCCGCUGAGUGAUAGCAAGGACAGUUAUGUAACCUGAUACAGGUCCCCGAGGCACAGGGAAGAUGACUGAUUGUCAAAGUGUUAAAGAGUUUCCUGCAAAUGCCAAUCAGCUGCUCUGUACUUUUACAGACCUGCAGGUCAUUUUUACUUACUUCUUGGGGUCACUGGGACAUACAGUCCACAUCAGUCCUGUCUGUCAUUUGAACAUGGCCUCCAGCUGGUCCCACUCUGAGCACAAACUCGUUCUUGUUUUCAUUACUUUGUGGUGUUUUUGCUGAUACUGUGGGUAUCAUGGUUGUGUAGCAUAUGAGAUGUAGAUUUUUUUGAAUAUAUAUAUCUAUAUAUUUAUAAAGGAGCAUUAUGGUGGAAAAGAUCAUGUUGAAGCACAGUUGUCUAAGCAGCAUCCCCAGCACUAAGUUUGAUUUACAGAUAGAUUGUAAUAGUAGUUUGAAGUCCACAUUUGACGGGAAACAGGUGGAGAGGAUUCCUGAAUGGGUGUUCUGAGUUGAGCUUGGCUGGCCGCUGCCUCUCAGCUUCGUUCGACUGGCUGUCCUCGUUAAUCAGCAGGUCUGAUGCAGUUCAACAUCUGUCGGAGGAGAUCGUCACAAGGAGACGAGGGAAAGGGGGCGAUUACAGUGGGCCAGAUGGCCAUCUGCCUGAGAUUGAAGAAUAGAUUUGUCUCCAAAAAGUAAUUUAGAAGAUGGCCAUAAUCCAGGCUUGAUGAUAGUGGGGCGAGUAAGCCGACGUC